AUGGAGAGUAAAACGUGGUUCGGCAGCCAAGAGGUAGAUGGGUCGGACCACGGCCUUGCUGCAAGUGACGGUGCGAGUCUUGUGGAGCACGUUCGAGAUAUUUUGAUGGAUAGCGAUGAUGACGUUGUGUCUGUUUCUUGUGUGAAUUUAUUUGUGAAGACUGAAACUACCAGUAGAGCGGUGAUUGAAAAUGAGGAGUAUUUAGCACGGCACUCUACUGGAAGGGAUUUCCGAAGGGGCGCAACAAUAUUUUCAGCACGCUCUUCAUCGCAUAGUAUGUCCCGCUUCACUACUGCGGGUACAUUUUCAAGCGGUAGUAAAGAGAUUGAAUACGGAGUUUUGUCGAUGCAGCCAUCUGUUUGUGUUGGGGUGGAUCGAGAUGUGCCGCUUAAGGAAAAGGUUGAUAGUUUUCAUUGUGGGUGUGUUGGAGUUGUCAGUGCGGUAACUGAUGUGCGUAGGUCUGUUAGUGGUCUACGUUCUUCUAAAUUAGUGGCGACAGGAGACCGCUGUGUUGCUGACUGUGGUGAUCAAGAACCGCUGUUGGGUGCAGGAAGAGGGCCUUUCGGUGGGAACGGUGAUAGUUCGAUAUUGGAAAGGACCUACGGUACUCUCGAUGGAUUGCAUAGCGUUACUGCAGAACGUUUUGUUGACGAACCACUUGUCGCUGCUGGCAGAUGGGAUUCUUACUGUAGUGAGGAAUUUCCCGUCUUCGUUGAUGGUGAUGUGUUUAGGUGCUUGUUUUGUGGCAGUGAGGUUCAUUUGAUUCAGGGUAGUCCAAGCGAUGUUUUUGUCCCCGAAGCUUUGGUUUCUGAAUCGAAUUCUUCAUUUGGAUUGAGGCGUGCAGUGGUGCAUGUGUUUGCCGUUUUUAUUAUCAGCAUGCUAAUGUUACACCAUGAAUCAUACAAUGUUUUUAAGACGAAUCCGUUUGUGGAUAAUCUUUUAGGUGGGAAGUGCAUGAUGCUGAAGCUCAUGUCGUUUCAUGCAAUCGCAGUUUCUUCGCUGUUAGUUGUGUUUUGUUUUCGUGGUGUGUGGGAAGUUCCUCACGUCGUGUUACUCGUUUCAACAGCCAUGUUGGUAGUGGACGACUUCCGUCUGCUUUAUGGUGUCCUUUUGAAUGUCACUACCUCUUUUGUUGUACGAGAACUUGUUCAGGCAGCCAGUUUCGUUGGUUCAUUUGCAUCUUUGUUGCUGUUUACCUGUGCUGAUGUGGGAUAUGUUGCUGGACCUCCGUUUCUAGCGCUCUCGGUAUGCCUAGCAUGGUUGAUGUCUCGUCUGGUGGCUUUUGGGGUUCUUCCGGCAUUUGCCACUACUGCUGCUGCGGGUUAUACUGCUAUCAUACAUACCGUUCUCGCAUUGGUGUCAUUUUCCCUUGCUAUCGGCAUUUGCUUACUACUACCUCCAUCCAUGUUGCAGCCUGGACCAUGUUCGUGCGGUAAAUCUCAUUAUGUCACAAACUUCCUUUCGUGUUUGGGGCGUCUUGAUCCGUCGUUCUUUAUCCGCAGUGUGGCUUGUGGGUGCCUUGUCGCAGUGGUAUCUCUUCUUACUGUGGACUCUGAGUUAGUGACGCUGCCGGUGUUAGAUAGUCUCCACUUCAAAGCGACUGACAUCCCAGUUGUCGAUGGCAGCGGAAAUUGGCCUAACGGUAUUGCGAUCAGUCCUGUUGUGGUGUUGCUCCUGUCAACGUUAGCACUGUUGUUGCUGUGUCUUGUGCCAAGUAUGGGCCCAUUUGUACGUUUUGUGGAACUCGGGCCUGCCACUGCUGCUAUGGUACUAAUAGUCGCAUUUUUUUUUGACGGUAAACAACUCACAGCCACCCUUGCCGCUGUCUGUGCGUUUUCAUUCGCCAUCGCGGUGGGGGGUUUGCUACGGUCAUUGGGAGCUGUCUUUCUGAGCCGCACUGUGGUUCGGGACAACUUUGGGAAGGCCACUGUCAGACCCACCGCUGCUCUGUUCACAACUGUGCUUCCUGUGCUUCUAGUGACUGCCGUUUGUUCGAGUUGCGUAGCACUAAUACUGGGGCUCACCGCGUGGCUAGCAGCUGUCCGUGGUAACGGCAAUGACUCUGGUGACGGUACCGCGGACAGACGCGGGUGGGCAGUGAUGUUUGUUGUGUUAGUUUUUAGCUCUGUGGCUUUGGCAUUGCAGCUUCUAGUUGGAAUGUGGUGGUGGCUUCCCCGGCUCUACAAGCGCAUUGCAGGCAUUGUUUAG
Molecule: messenger RNA, 2208 nt
Organism: Trypanosoma brucei brucei TREU927
Lineage: Eukaryota; Euglenozoa; Kinetoplastea; Trypanosomatida; Trypanosomatidae
Exons: 1
Coding region: 1-2208 (735 amino acids)
Source: RefSeq, a predicted model, not a curated record